UUCACAGUAAUAGGUUGGGGAAAAAGAUAAGCUAUGGAGGAUAAGGUGGCGAGGUUGUUAGCUGAAGCGAAACCUAAGCUGGAGAGGAAAUACAGUGUUGGAAUUUCUCCCGGCGCUUUUGAUCUCGCUGUUCACGGCGUUAGAACAUUCAAAUCCAAGUUCAGUUCCGCCCCUAAAAAAGGUUUCGAAAUCUUGGAUGAGGCAUGCAAGCUGGUUAGCAAAAACUUUAGAAAUUGCGCCCACGAGUUGGCCUUCAAUGACAAGGCAUACGAGCUGCGCCGUGCGGUUGUCGAACUCGUUGAAUUAUAUAGGAACUACCACCCAGAUAGCAAAUAUUGGGUGAAUAGGUUGUUGCGUGAGCGUGAUUCUGCAUCGUUCUACCUGAACGAGUUCUUAGACAGAUGGGACUUCGAAUUUGAUCCAUUGUCCGACCAAACUAUCUAUGACAAGAUUAUAUCACUCCAGGCAAAUCUGGACUGUCCUAUGCUGAACAAGACCACCUUGGAGGAAGCUGUUCUGUUUCUUGAUGUUGUACAAGAUAAAUUAAUUUCUCGAUUCCGGUUUCUCUUGACUGUCAAGGAUUAUCAUGUUGCUGAGGUGCUGAGCAAGCUCAAUGAUGUCCCACUCACUCAGAUUGUUCCAUCUUUUAAGCAUCGCUACAAGAAAAAGGCGAUUUAUAUGACAAAUCUUAGGGUGGUGAAUCAGAUGCCCGUGAUUAAUGAAAUUUUUGGAACUCUGGUAUCCGAGAGAAGUACUAGUACAUGCCCUAGGGGUUCGUUUCUUCUUUUGGGCCCGUCUGGAGUUGGUAAAACAGAGAUUGCAAAGGCUGUUGCACAGCAUUGGUAUUGUGAUGCAAGCAGACUUGUAGAGAUAGAUAUGGCAGAGUAUGCAGAGCCUUUGGUUGAAUCAGCAGCUUUUGAUCUAUCUGAGUGGUCAAAGAGUAUACGUGGUGAUUUUUUGAAUAAACUGACUGAGGUUGUGACAAAGCGUCCUUAUUCGGUUAUUCUUCUGGACAAAAUUGACAAGGCUUCCUCCAUUGUCACAGGGGUUCUCAUUGAGAUUUUGAGUUACGGAAAAGCAGGUGAUAUUAAAGAGAGGAACGCUGUUGACUUGUCGAAGUCUAUUAUUUUCAUGACUUCAAGUGUGGGAUCCGAUCAACUUGAAUUGAGUUGCACAGACUCUAAUUUUAUCGAUCUUUUGAAUCGGUACAGACAAAAUUCCCUAGAACUACGUAAAGUCCAUGAGUGUCCUCUAAAAGACAGUGGUCCUGAAAGAGUUGUCAUUGAGGCGAGAAAAAUCUUGGGUGCUGAUCUGUUAGAUUCCCUUGAUAAAGUUCUUGUCGUUAAGAGGUUCUGCAAUCAGCAGGCUGUUGCGAGGCUUCUUCUUAGGGAAACUGUUAGAGACGUUUAUGGAGAAAGAUUAGUUGUGCAUGCUUCUACUGAAGCAAUAGAUGUCUUAUUUCUCAAGGGACCGACACAGCGGCUUGAAGCUGGAAAGGCUUUCCGAGAAGCAUUGCUAGAGCAUGUCAUUCCACAGUUAUCAUCCACAGAAGGUUUUAAUUGUGGUUUUGUAUGUGUUGAUACACUUGUUGGAACACAUGAAUUGUCGUUUAGAUUUCAAACACAAGUACAAAAUGUGGGUGAUUGGUAUUUCAAGCUAAACGAUGGAAUAUUUGAUAGUUUUAUGGCUGAGUCGAAAAAAAAGGUGGAAGCAGUGUGUAGGAUAUUUGACUUACGGAGUGAAUGCUUAGAUUUGUUUCAAUCGGGCCAAAGUUCAUCUGAGCUGAAGAAGUUAUUAUUAGAUGCCUGCAAUGACCUGUCAACUAUUUUCCGGUAUCAGUAUCAUGGCUCACACAUGCUACUAAGAUAUGUAUCUGAAGAGGUUGCAUCAUGCAAUGGUAAUCUUCCUAUGGAUGAUAAGAAGAAGACGCUCAAGAUGCAUUGCACAGAAUUGGAAAGGUAUGAUACGGGUAUUGGUAAAGCAACUAGAACUAUAUUGGAUGCUCUAUUGAAGGUGUGUGAUGGUGAUUCAUUGGAACCAACUGGAAUGAUAUUGGAUUCAUCGAGUGAUUAUGAUCCAGUGGAAGGGUCAAAUUUGCCAGCGAAACAUUACUUCUUUGUAGGUCUGAACCAUGUUGCCAAAGCAGGGCUGAUUAAUUCUCUUAACGAGUUUUUGGGGGAAUCGUUUUUCGUUUACGUCAAAUUAGACAACAACAGCAGAGGUGAGGAAGUGAAGGAGUUUCUUGUCGAUCAAGUAAGGCUGAGGCCAUGUUUGGUCCUUAUGCUCGAUGGGGUUGAAUAUGCUGACGAUGCUCUUUAUAAGAGCCUGCUCGAGAUUCUUGACAAGGGUACUGUGGAUGACAAUGAGGGGUUCGGUGUUGAAUUCGGGAGAAUUAUUCUUAUCCUUACAUCAGAUGUUGAAAAUAAACGUAGAAUUGCUGGUUCUGCUAUGUUUAAUCAUCAACAAGAUAUUAUAUCUAAUAUUCUGACGAAUCAAAACCAGAAUGUGAAAAGAUUCAGGACUGAGUUGCUUUACCGAGUUGAAGGGAUAAUGUUCUUUGAUCCUCUAUCUGGAGAUGGAGGAACUCCUUUUCUGCGAAAACGUGGUGGCAGAGUCAAACCACCCUUUAUUGAGUUGACUUUAUCUAGUUUUCUCCGUCUUAUGUUUGAAGGAUGAUUUGAUGCAACUUGUGUUUAGCAUCCAGUUUAUUUUUUUCCAUCUUUAUCAAACAAAGAUAAUAAAGACUCUUCAUUAAGUUUUUGUUGUAUUUUUCUGAAUUAGGUCGAAAUGUUGAAUUGUUGACUUGUCCGUUAAUCUUGUCAGUUGAAUAGUUUAAAA
Erythranthe guttata (spotted monkey flower) is the source of this 2838-nucleotide messenger RNA. RefSeq names its product chaperone protein ClpB1. Gene Ontology annotation, molecular function: ATP binding; ATP hydrolysis activity. Gene Ontology annotation, cellular component: cytoplasm. Gene Ontology annotation, biological process: cellular response to heat. Lineage: Eukaryota; Viridiplantae; Streptophyta; Magnoliopsida; Lamiales; Phrymaceae. The record is from RefSeq and is a predicted model, not a curated record.